Molecule: messenger RNA, 3871 nt
Organism: Achroia grisella
Lineage: Eukaryota; Metazoa; Arthropoda; Insecta; Lepidoptera; Pyralidae
Gene: snz
Product: sorting nexin-25
Exons: 17
Coding region: 115-3003 (962 amino acids)
Cellular component (GO): intracellular membrane-bounded organelle
Molecular function (GO): phosphatidylinositol binding
Source: RefSeq, a predicted model, not a curated record
UGUUUCAAAUUAUUAAAUAAUUACUCAAAACGAAACAUGUUCUGUAGAUAUAUAUGUGGUAGCAAAUUAAUCCAAAUAUACACUUAAUGAUAUGACUUGUGUUUAGUAAGGAUAAUGUUUUAUUGGAUCAUAGUGAGUGCAGCGGCCUUAUGGCUGGCUCUGACAUGGUAUUUCCCAAUAAUGUUUUGUCUUUUGUACUUAGUAUUGUUAACUAUAUUCCUAGUAUUAGGUGUAUUUGUUUUGACACUUUGGGGUCAUGUUUCUCUGUCUUCUCCCCAUCAAACUUCUCUAUACUUGCUAGACAGAGCUGAGAAAGAAGUACGACAACUAGACGAGAUCCGAAAGGAAGACCAAAGUAGUGGUCUCUAUUCAGCAAAGAAAACUCAUCUGCCUAUAAUAUUCAGCCGCACUGUGGACAGUCAGUUACAACAACUAAUUGAUUAUAUGCUAAGAGACUUUGUCACCUGUUGGUUAAAGGAGUUAUCACAUAGACCGGAGCCUGUAGUAGAUAAAUUAAAGGAACAUGUUUGGGGUGCCAUACAGAAUCUCUAUGAGAGACUUCUGAGAGUUGAUGCAGAGAAACUUUUAGCUAAUGACAUGGUUAUUAGAAUCACACAACAUUUUGAACGUAUACGUAUUGCCAAAACUUAUGGAUCAGAGGUAAACCAACCACCUGUGUUUGCUUUGGCUCCACACUUGAUGACUUUUGAAACCGAACUACACUACUUACGCCAGAUUAGUGAACUGAUUGUAACAUGUCUGAUGCCUCGCUGUUACUCACUGUCGCCUACUUCAUACCUAAUGACAGAGAUAUUGGCUUGCAAAGUACUUCUUCCUGCGAUUGAUCUCAUAACAGAACCAGACUAUAUAAAUCAGAAGAUAGUACAGUAUUUGGAAGCUCAAAAAGAAGUGAAUGCAAUGCAUGUUAGAACACACGAGUAUGCGAAAACGUUCGAAGAUUACAUAAGGCUAAUUAACAACUGCAAUAAUGUUGACACGCUGAAACGGUUACGAUAUGACAUCGUAACCCAGAUAAUGCAAGCCACUACCUUACAAAAUGUCAAAAGGGCUAAAGGCAUAGAUAUCGAGGCAAUAGAGAAGACUAACAGUCAGCUUAACAUAAGCAGACAACAGAUUGCAGAUGCUAAAAAGCUCAAGCGAUAUAUUACUCAACUGACAAUAGCAAAGGCCGAGUGUGAAGAUGCGCUGAGGAAGGUGGGCUGGGAUGGAGCUUUUCCCGCUGUGGAGUCUGAUAAUAACAAGACUAUGCCAUUACAUAAAGUGAUGGAAAGUGUGACGGGGCGUAGAUAUCUAUCUAUGUUCUUAGAGACCAUGUGUUCCCAAGGCCUAGUCGGUUUCUGGAUGGCAGUGGAAGAAUUGAGGCACAGUCCUAGAAGUAGUUGGCAUCAAUUAGGUGCCGAAAUUUUUUAUACCUAUAUAAGAUCGCCCAGUGCUGAAAUCAAAGUAGAUAAGGAUACUAGGAAAAGGAUGGAAGCAUUUCUAUUAGGUGAUAAAGGGCCAGAAGUAUUUUUUGAAGUACAAGAUACAGUUGUGGACACAAUUCAAGAAAAAUAUUAUUCAUCGUUUCUAUUAAGUGACAAGUAUACUGCAUUGAUUGCGGAACUCGCAACCGAAGAAGCCAACAAAGAAUUAAAUUGUGAAAGAUCGCCAAUAGAGGACCGUCAGCUGUCGAAUGAGUCGGCGUCGUCCGCGGAGAGUGUGGGGGGCGCACUACACCUCACCGAACACUCCACGUACGCCAGGAGAAAGCUCGAUCAACUGCAAGAGAGGCAUAACAACAAAACACAGGCAUUAGCAGCGCUCCGUGCCUCACUGAAACCGGAAUCACCAGCGCUGGCCAUGUUAGCCAAUGAGGUCGAGAAGUUGGCCGGCGAACAAAUGAGGUUGGAAGCACAUCUCGCACGAACGGACACAUGGGCGGAACAUUUGGGCAAUUGGCGAGCCACCGUUCACAGUGCUGAGGUCAUAGAUGAAUCUAAACCACCACAAUUCGUAAUAGUCGUGCACAUGGCUGAACAAGAAGCUACAAAUGGCGACGACAGGCCGGAACAAAUAUCAACCGGCUGGGUGCUACUGAGGACUCUUAAUGAAUUUCAGGAACUACAUCGAAAACUUAGGCCUAUGUGUUCCGAACUUAAAAACUUGGAGUUGCCGUCGAAUUCGUUUAAAUUUUUAUUUGGAAAGAAUGAUAGAAAUUCAUUAGAGAAGGCUAAAAUAUUAAUUCAAAAAUAUUUAGAAUUUGUUUUAGAGGAUGAUCGUUUAAAUCAAUGUGAAGCUUUGUACACAUUUCUAAACCCAAGCUCAGAAUAUUUAAAACAGGGCGAUUUACCAAAGAAAAAGAAGUUUUCUUUACCUACGUUUUUCAAAAGCACAAGUAGUGACGCUACAAAUAGGUCCUCUCAGGAGAAAGAGUUAUUCUCACAUAUCUCCGCCGACGAGGACGAAAUAUCGAUGUACCUUGAUGGGAAUGGAGCUGAUUCCACAAACAAAAAUGUGACCGCAAUGGGUGAGGAGAGGGACAGUAUAGCGGAGCCGUUGUACGCGCUGCUCAGCGAAGUGUUCGACAUGCGCGGCGUAUUCCGCUGGCUACGAAAAACAUUAGUCACUUUUGUACAGAUUACGUACGGAAGAACUAUUAAUAGGCAAAUCAAGGAGACAAUAUCUUGGCUGUUUUCUGAACAAAUGCUGCAUUAUUACAUAAGUGUGGUGCUAAAGUCGUGGUGGCCGGGUGGCGUCCUCAGCGCGAAUAUUUCUAAUAGGAAUUUUCAAGAUAAAGAACACACACGGACACUAGCGCUGCAGCAGCUCAGUGAGAGCGUGGUGGAAGCGCUGUCGUCGCUGGUGGGUGCGCACGCAGCCGCGCGCGGCGCUCACAAACUGUUUCACACGCUGCAGGACGUCACACAUAACAAACAGCUGUUCUAUGAACUAUUCGAAUUGGUUCUGCUAGAAGUGUUCCCUGAACUAAAACGUUAUCAUUGAAGUGUCUAUAGGUAAGAAGGAAGCACAUGACAAUAGAAUAAUUGAUACCAAAUGUUUAUACACUGUCUUACAGGGAUUUUAUCUGACAUUUCUCACUAUCUUUGAUACUCUAUGAGAAACAUUCCUUUUGUAUAUUUUUACUACUUGACUGAGUAUAUUUUUUAUAAUAAGUUAUUUUUAAAAUGGAGUAAAAAUUAAACUUUUAAUUAUUAUUUGCAAUAUGAUUGCCAUAUAUCUCAUUAUGUUCUACUAAUUAGUAAUAAGUUAUGAUUACAAUUUGAAAGGUAUAUGUUACUUAGAAUUGUAUUAUGUAAAGUUUUGUUAGAGGUUUGUGCCAAAGAAUGCACUCGAUUAAAUUAUCAAGGUUCAGGUUUUAUAUUUUUUCAAUACAGAUUAUUAUUUUAAUAUAACUCAUGAUUGAAGGGAAGUGAUAUAAGAUGGAGCGACACAUACAAAUCUAGCCCAUAUUCAUUCAAACACUAAUUAUCUAUUAUUCUUUCAAAGUAGUUUCUUGAUUUGAAAGAAUGUGACAAAACACUAUAGUUAAAGCUGAACUAAAAUUUAUUUAAGGAGUUUGGAGAGAGGUAGCAAAGCUGUAUACAAACCAUUUUAGAAACUUGAACAUAUGAUACAAUAUAUUGUGUAAGUUUAAUGUUGUCCAGUGCAGGUUUUUGAGAUUAAAUAAAGUAUUUCUAAUGUAAAUCUAAUGGGAUGGUGCCUGAUCUGUUUACGGCCUUAAAGCAAUGAAGUAUUAUCCCAAGUGUAAACUGAAAAGUUACCUGAUUUUAUUUACCUAAGUAAAUUUAUAAAUUCGUUUUAAUGGAAUUAUUAUUUUAAAAUCUUUAUUUUCGUUUUAUAUAAUUAUAGC